CCGGCUGAUGUUCACCGUAUAUUUAGUCUACUCAGCGGCCGGUGAGAGAUCCCUCACCUCAGUGCAACAUUCUCAUUCACUGUGAAUAUAAAAACCCUGACUUGGACCUGCUGCCACUAUUUGCCUGUUGUGUUGUAGCCCAGUUUGAACUUAUUCAAAGCCAUGACCAUGCUCAGAGUGUCUUCUUACCGCAAGCUGUUUGAGGAUGAUAGCUGGAGUCGAAAUGGAGGGUUAAGUAUGCAGUGUGCAGGGCAGUGCCGGGCCUCUGUCAGGGGUGCGGCCAUUAACGAGUGUAACUGUGAGAAGUUAGACUUCGUAGCUGCCAAGGCGCUCAACAAGGAGGGUCUGAACCGGUUUGUCCAGGAGCGCAACAUCAUCGCAGCCCUCAACGACCGCCUGGUCAGACUUAUUGAACUGGCCCAUUGUUUUGAGGAGGAGAAUGAGUCUCUUGAAUGUCAGAUUGUUGAACUAGAGGAGAAGCUGAACAGUCGGCAAGCCGCCUCCAGCAUCACCUCCACUGUGGCCGAGCCUGACUACAGUCUGGAUGCAGUGGUGGAAAGACUGCGCAGGGAGAGGGAUGAGAUUCUGUGUGACACAGAGGAGCUGCAGAAAGAGCUUGAAUGUCUGAUGAAAGAGUACGAGAAGGCUGCACAGCAGAGGAUCAUCCUCCAGCAGGGACGACAGGAGGUUGCUGAGGAAGUCGAUGCUGUGACAGCAGAGUGUUUGGCACUGAGGGAGCAAGUGGCUAUCUACGAGGAGCAGCUGGCCAACAUGGAGGCCCAGCACACAACGGAAGUGGAGAGUCUGCUGGAGCCAGCUGAAGGGGCUACAGGAGCUGUGGCAGCUAUUAUAUUUGGCAGCCCUGACAUCACUCCAGCCCUGGUUGUAAAGGAGUACUACUGCCAGCUGGCCGAGAACCUCCAGUCCGAGUGUGGUGCAUCCUCCUCUGCUGUUGUUCGCAGUGGUGAUGGAAAACAACUGGAAGUAGGGGGAGCUGGAGGGUCAACAGUCAAAGACUUGUCAAAGAUAAAGGACAUCAAUGAGCUGAAGAUGCUGAUUUCAGAGCUACAAAAGGAGCUCUCUGAGCUGGAGAAGUGUAACGAGGAGCUGGAGGACGAGGUUGAGAUGAAGACGGCUGCAUAUAUUGACGAGAUUGCUGAGUUGGAGUGUACUAUUGAUGAAAUGCGGCACCAGGAGGCCGACUUCCAAGUGCAGAUGAAGAAGCAGUGUGAAGACUACAAGGAGCUGCUCAGUGAGAAGAUGGCCAGAGACAUGGAAAUUACUGCUUACAGGAGUCUGGUGGAGGAAGAGGAGGAGCGGCUGUGCAACCUGUGACUUAAGACUGGAGAAUCAGACUGGCAGGCUGGAUACUCCCCCACACAUGGAUUAGAAAAUAGACCAAAGAGAAACGUGAAAAACACACCGAAACCAGCACUAGGAUGAAGCUUAAGGUACCAAUGCAGCAAUUUAAGCAGAACUUAUCAUGACAGAUUAAUGUCGUCUGGAAGCCUAAGCGGGGCCAUUGAUAACAGGUUGCUGGCAGAUGACCCCGAGACUCCAAGAAAGAUGGAGCUGUCUAAAAGAGGUGGGAGGAUGGGGUCUGCGUGAUGAGUGCGUAUCCAUUCAGUGUCUGGCAUGGAUAUUUCCUUAAGUGGGUUUUAUCUUUACCAGCUCACUUCUAUCAUUCAUAAAUGUGUUGUCCCCUCUUUGUUGAACACACACACACACACACACACACACACACACACACACACACACACACACACACACACGUUAAACUGCGGCUCUGUGAAGUCAUCCCCCUCUGAUACCACCUCAUCUAUCACUCAAAUGUUGUCUGAUUACCAGCUCUUAACCCUUGACCCUAUCACUGUUAACAUAUUGACAGUUCUCCUUUUGGUAACUAGAAGCAUCCCACCUUCCCUUUGCUUUUACAGUCAUGCAUUCAUGUUUUGUUUUUACAUAUAACUGACAGUCAAGUGUGCAGUGCACUGUUUGCUUUUCAAAUGGUUCAUGAAAUUGUUGUUUUUCUGCAGCUCUUACAAAAUGAGCACCUGGAUGUUUCUACAAGAAAAAGCCUGUGUGAUUCAUUAUUUCUCCUUUAAAAAUCAAUGUCCCAAUUUGCUGUCGUUUUUAGAAAUAAGCAUUCGGUAAUACAUUCCUCUGUAAUCUUUUUAUUUUCUACAUGACAUUUAAGCUGUCUAUGAUAAAUCAUUUUUGGUUCUCGCUUCUGCACAAGCAUCCGCAUGUGCUUUAGAUUUAAAUUGAAUAAAACUAAUUGCUUGAGA
This is a messenger RNA of Sander lucioperca (pikeperch), 2288 nucleotides long. RefSeq names its product vimentin-related 2 (gene vimr2). NCBI's taxonomy places the organism in Eukaryota, Metazoa, Chordata, Actinopteri, Perciformes, Percidae. The transcript has 10 exons. The record is from RefSeq and is a predicted model, not a curated record. Gene Ontology annotation, biological process: skeletal muscle organ development. Bases 163 to 1335 code for a protein of 390 amino acids. Gene Ontology annotation, cellular component: Z disc; sarcolemma; cell-cell junction.